Molecule: messenger RNA, 948 nt
Organism: Pochonia chlamydosporia 170
Lineage: Eukaryota; Fungi; Ascomycota; Sordariomycetes; Hypocreales; Clavicipitaceae
Exons: 2
Coding region: 1-948 (315 amino acids)
Source: RefSeq, a predicted model, not a curated record
AUGGAACAUUUGCCCGUGGUCAAGCCACGGCAUAUUCAUGGCGGUGCGACCGAGGAAAUCGAACGUGGCACGCCAAAGUCUCAACGUCCGCAUGACGAGAACACCAAACGGGCAUACAUUGCAGCAUCUCGGCGAACCGAUAGAAGCGAGGAAGCUCGAAUCACAUCCGCACACAAAGCUAGCGAAAUUCACAAGAAGCUCACUGGUAAAAGUCUUCGGAUAUCCAGAGACAUUGUCUUGAAGGAUGAAAUGUAUGAGGAGGAAGAUGACCACAUCUCUCGGUCCCUUCAGCAGCUCUAUCCAAGCUUGCAUGCUGAACAAAAUAUGCUGAAGGAAGAAGCAAACAGCAGCGAAGACUCGACAUCACCAUUAUCUCUCGUUCAGCUAAACACAAUCCGGCAACAGGCAGUGGUCAACCGAUUAUUCGACCAGUAUUUCACUAAUACUAAUCAGCAAGUAAAAGCCGUCCCAACGGCAAAUACAGAGCUUGGAGGGAAUUACGAGCGAUCUUCGACGACCACGACGCCCUCACCAAAGAGAAAGCGAUUAUUGGAACAAACAAACGAAAGCUGUGAUAUUAUAGCUUGUAAGAAGGAGAGUUGUAACAUCAACUACCCAUCCUCGAACUAUGCCUGGGUACCUGAUCUGGAUGUUCCAUUAUAUGGGGUUAGGAAGAAUCCGCCAGCGGCUGUGCCAAACGUCGCCAAUAUCGACCCUCAGUUGCCUGAAUGUCCGCGCGACUAUGCCUCCCAAUCUUACUCUUUGACAGAUGAUGUUAAUGACGUCUUGCGGUUAAACUUUGCAUCAUGUUCUCCGUCGGCUUCUUCUGUUGCAUGCGACGAUCUAUAUGUACAAUGCGGCUUGAGCGACGGCGCUAUGAACGAUGGCAUGGGUGCGGAGGACUGGAUGAAUUUAUCAGAUUACUAUUGUUCUGGAGAUAAAGUGUAA